Molecule: messenger RNA, 1338 nt
Organism: Cuscuta europaea
Lineage: Eukaryota; Viridiplantae; Streptophyta; Magnoliopsida; Solanales; Convolvulaceae
Source: the annotation of a GenBank genome assembly
CAGAAAUGCCAUCGACUUCAUCAUCGUCAUCCUCUGCCUGUGCCGCCUGCAAGUACCAGCGGAGGAAGUGCGCGCCCGACUGCGUCCUCGCCCCUUAUUUUCCGGCCAAUCAGCCCAGAACUUUUCAGAACGCGCACCGCCUAUUCGGGAUCAGCAACAUGACCAAACUUCUGAAGCAGCUCGAAGACGACGAGGACCAGAAGGCCGACGCCAUGAAAUCCAUCAUUUUCGAGGCCGAUAUGCGGGACCGCUUCCCCGUCUACGGCUGCGUCGAGUACAUCUAUUACCUCGAUCAACAAAUUAAGCAAGCCUCCGACGAGCUGCGAUGCUUAUAUGCCCAACUCGCUUUUUACAGAGAACAAUCGUUAUUAGGGCCCGUUGAUUCUGAGAAUGAAGAUCAGCAUCACCAAUUACAAUAUACGGCCGAUUCAUUACAUCAUUAUUAUGGAAUUGUCAAUAAUAAUUCAGCGGAUGUAUCUAGCCGCCAUCCGAUGAAGGUUAAUACGUACGGUGAUAUUGAUGAGGAGGAUUUGGGCGAGGGAGGAGAUCAAGAUCAAUCAAGUGAAAGUGUUGGAAAACCAAAUGUUUUCAGUCUCCAACAACAGUGUUAUCAUAGAAAUGAUAAUAUGAUAUCUCUAUCACCUUUUCUGGAUGAAGCUUGUCUUCACCACUUUAAUAGUGAUGCUAUCAUCGAUGAUGGACAAUCCUAUAUUGAAACGAAAGAUACUUGCAACAUGUCCAGUUCAGAGUCAUCAUUAUUUAUUAAAGGCGAUGAGAAGUUAUGCAAGAAUGAGUUGAGGAAUGCAGCUUCUUAUUUUAGUCUUACUGGUUGACAACCUCCACGUAUAGAGAGAAGUCGUUAAGAAAGGAAGACUUUGAAGUGAAGAAAAAAGGAAAAUCGACUGCCCAGGAGCAAAUACCCGACCGGGUAUAACCCCUCACCCGGUCGGGUAAGAAGUGAGAACCGAACAAGCUAGAAAGCUGCUCAGCCCGGUCGGACCCACUACCUCACCCGGUCGGGUGAGACUUGACCGGAGGCAAUCCGGCGUGCUGAAACACAAGAACGUGGGAGAUUAUCUGAUUUUAACCGGUACCCCGGUCGGGUGAGCACCUUACCCGGUCGGGUACCCGACCAAAGGUGUUGAAAAACACCUAUAAAUAGCACACAUUUUCUUCACUAAUUUCCAUCCCUUCUUCCAUACUCUUAAGCUCAAUUUAGAAUAGUAUUUCUUUAUAUUUUUCUAGCUAUGUUUAGUCUCCAAAUGAGGAGCUAAACUUCCAUUUCUUGGUUUUGCUCUUGAAGCUUGUUGAUAAUUAAAGUUGUGAGUUAUUUUCUUA